UUCACAUCCAUAACUACAAGUUUGGUGGUAGAGAGAGAGUCUGCGUGUUACCAAAAAGAGGGGUGAACCGAAGCAGAGCCGUUAUCUAUCCAUCGACUCACCAGAAAUCAAAAUCAAUCAAUCAACCAAAUCUUCUCAUAAAUUCAUCAAUUUCAAUCCGCAAUCUUCCCCUUUUCGAUUCAACCCUUUUUCACACGUUUCCCCCAAUUCGAUUUCUAGGGUUUUGUUUCAAGAUUUUCAAGAAUUUGCCACCAUGGUUUACGAUUCGAUCGCUAACGCUUUGAUCCCAAAUGUUGCAUCAAACGCUAAGGAUUUUGGAAAGAAGAAGAGGGUGAAUAGGACUGCUAAAUUGAAGCAGAGCAAGCUUGAUGUUCGUAGAGAACAGUGGCUUUCACAAGUGAAGAACAGGGGGGUAGGGGUCAAGGAAGAAACAAAGGUUAGUGGUGGUGUGAAAAGGGCUGAUGCGGAGGCGCAUGCGGUUAACGAGAGAGAGCUUUCAAUGGUGAAAUUGGAAGUUAGUGUUGGUAAGGAAGAGAACGAGGGUUUGAUGAAUCAUUACAGUGAUUCGGAAUCGCCGUCGAACAGUCCUACGAAUUUCACUGGGAGUAGUAGCAGAAGCAGCAGUGGGAGCAGCAGUAGCAGUGGCGGUUGUUUUUCGAGAAGCAUGACGGAUGAAGAUGAUGGCGACUGUGAUGAUAAUGAUAACGAUAAGGAUAAUGAUAAUGAUAAUGAUAAUGAUAAUGAUAAUGACAAUGAUGAUGAUGAUUGUUUGGAUGAUUGGGAAACCAUGGCUGAUGCUUUAGCGGCUGAUGACGUUCAAAACAAUCAAAACAACCAUAAUCUGGAGUCCCCUGUGCAUGAAACCGCACCCGAGUCAGAGUCUGUCUUAACCAAGGGUACAGGUCAAGAAGGUCAUCGGGCCUGGAGACCUGACGAUGCGUCCCGUCCUCAAAGUCUGCCGAAUUUGCUAAAACAAAACAGUUUCCCAAUGCAAUCAGGGUCACACCAUGGUCUCAUAUUUGCUCCGUCAUCUUGUCCUAUAUGUUGUGAAGAUUUAGACAUGACCGAUUCAAGUUUUCUACCGUGUCCGUGCGGUUAUCGGCUCUGCCUAUUCUGCCACAAGAAGAUUCUCGAAGAUAACGGCCGAUGCCCUGGCUGCAGGAAGCAGUAUGAGCAGACUGACAACAAAACUGCGACAUUCAAGCUUACCCGUUGUUACAGUGUGAAUCCGAGGCGUUAGAAACAAGUAGUCUAUGGAUGGUAUGGUGUGUCUUCUUUUUUAUUCAGCUUCUUGCAUGUUUGGUUACCGUUAGACACCGGCACUAGUGCUAGGUUUGUCAAUAUAGACAGUAUUACGAUUACCUUAGUGUUUGGGAGUUAUGAUGCUGGUUCUCUUAUGAGUUUGAUCUACAUUUCUAUGGUACUAUGCUUUUAUAGAGGACAAGUGGGUAUGUUAAUACAUAAGGUGGUAUAGAAAUUGAAUACAUUGUUUUCGAAUGGAAUGCAAAUUAUGCCUUUUUGAUUUG
Helianthus annuus (common sunflower) is the source of this 1526-nucleotide messenger RNA. Its product is annotated as lateral signaling target protein 2 homolog. Bases 254 to 1240 code for a protein of 328 amino acids. Lineage: Eukaryota; Viridiplantae; Streptophyta; Magnoliopsida; Asterales; Asteraceae. The transcript is spliced from 3 exons. Gene Ontology annotation, biological process: protein ubiquitination. Gene Ontology annotation, cellular component: CCR4-NOT complex. The record is from RefSeq and is a predicted model, not a curated record. Gene Ontology annotation, molecular function: ubiquitin-protein transferase activity.